Molecule: messenger RNA, 1912 nt
Organism: Melopsittacus undulatus (budgerigar)
Lineage: Eukaryota; Metazoa; Chordata; Aves; Psittaciformes; Psittaculidae
Gene: SACK1D
Product: family with sequence similarity 83 member D
Exons: 4
Coding region: 37-1737 (566 amino acids)
Biological process (GO): regulation of TOR signaling; positive regulation of cell cycle G1/S phase transition; signal transduction
Cellular component (GO): mitotic spindle pole; cytosol
Molecular function (GO): protein kinase binding
Source: RefSeq, a predicted model, not a curated record
GCCGGGGCCGAGCUGAGCCGGUCCGCGCCCCGCGCGAUGGCGAACCCGUCGCAGUGGCUGGAGGAGGGCGCCGGGCGCUGGCCGCCGCGGCCGCCCGGGCCGUACAGCGAGGCGCAGCGGCUGGCGCUGGAGGAGCUGGUGGCGGGCGGCCCCGAGGCGCUGCGCGCCUUCCUGCGGCGGGAGCAGCUGCCGCCGUUCCUCUCGGAGCCCGAGGUGCAGGCGAUCGCGCGGGGCGCGCUGCCGCCCGCCGCGGCCCCGGAGCCGGCGGCCGAGCCCUUCGCCGGCGCCUCUCUCGACGCCUCGUCGCUCACCUACUUCCCCGAGCGCUCGGACCUGGAGCCGCCGGCGCUGGAGCUGGGCUGGCCGGGCUUCGCCAGCGGCGCCUUCCGCGGGCUCACGCGGGUCGAGGCGCACUUCCAGCCCGGCUGCGGGGACAGCAUCUACGGCUGCAAGGAAGCGGUGCGGCGCCAGAUCCGCUCCGCGCGGCAGGUGAUUGCCCUUGUGAUGGAUGCCUUCACAGAUACUGAUAUCUUCAGUGACCUUCAGGAUGCCUUUAACAACCGCAAAGUCCCUGUCUACAUCCUUCUUGACCAUGACUCUCUACCCCAUUUCUUGGAAAUGUGCAACAAUCUGGGAGUCUGUCUUGAGCAUCAAAGUCUGCUGAGAGUUCGAGCCCUCACUGGGAGCACAUACUACCUGAGAUCAGGUGCCAAAAUUGUUGGGAAAGCCCAUGAGAAGUUCAUGUUAAUUGAUGGCAUUAGAGUGACAACAGGUUCCUACAGUUUCACAUGGUCCGAUGGGAAGCUGAACAGCAGUAACUUGCUGCUGUUGUCAGGGCAAGUGGUUGAACACUUUGACCUCCAGUUCAGGAUUCUCUAUGCCCAGUCAAUGCCCACAGGCCCUAAGUCCAGCUGCAGGAGCAGUGGGAUAUUCAAUCACCUGGUGAGCAGAAUAGAGUCCUCUAAAGAAUGUACUGUGGAAGGCAACUUGAGAGCAGAAUUUGUCAGAUUGUCUAGUACUCCAAAGAAACUAUUGAAAGAACCAGAUCAGGCUGAAGAUAGUUCUGGAGAAAACUCUUGUAACCUGGGGCAUUCUUGCCUCUCUGAAGAGGCAAUCGAGUUCAGCAAUCGAGUGGCUAUUGUGGAUCGGAGAAGCUCAUCAACUCAAACUGGCCCAUGGGAAGAGAAGCCAGCAGCAAUUGUGUGUAAUGCUGCCACGCAGACCUAUUUUGUGACAGCAGAAACUGGCACGCAGACAUCAGUCACUGCUAGAGUGAUGGGCACUCAGACUUCAGUCUUGUUGAAAACUGCAGUGACACAGACAAGGGAAAGUGAGUACACAGAAACACCUGUGCUUCACAGAAAGUUGUCAAAAGAAGGAUCUUCUCUGUCUGGAAAGGCUGUAUCAAGUUCUAGUCUAUGGUCACUGUCUUCAUCCUCAUCCCAGUGCUCUCUUGCCAGCUCUACUGGCUCGGUAUCUUCUCUACGGUCCUUUGAAUAUCCUGUCCAUCACAGGGCAGAGUAUUUCCAAAAGCUGCACAAGGAGAGGCAGUUCCAUUACUCCACUAUCAGGUCGAAGCUGAGCCACAUGGUACAUAUCCUAUCCCGGAGGGGCCGUGAGCAUGAAAGCUACAUGCCCCAGUACAUGGGAAGAUGCCACCUAAAACAGAGGCGUGACAUCAGUGCCAGCUUGCGCAGCCUCCGGGACCUUUCCCUCUAUUCUCUGAAUAAACGAUGACUCCACUGAAUGCAGAACAUGGAAUCUCCAGUCUCAAACUGCAGUCACUCUGUUCCUGCUGAUUACUCCACUUACUUACAGGACUUUUCCUUUUCUUAAUACACAUGUACAUCCCCCUCCAGCACUUUUAUACUAUGUAGUUUAAGCAAUAAAAAAAGAGGUGUUUAUUUGUAUA